Molecule: messenger RNA, 3464 nt
Organism: Ruditapes philippinarum (Manila clam)
Lineage: Eukaryota; Metazoa; Mollusca; Bivalvia; Venerida; Veneridae
Product: baculoviral IAP repeat-containing protein 2-like
Exons: 6
Coding region: 351-1763 (470 amino acids)
Cellular component (GO): cytoplasm; nucleus
Source: RefSeq, a predicted model, not a curated record
GAUUGAUAUUAAUGUAGAUACGUGUAUAUAAUCAUGUAGAUAAUGUGCUUUUAUAAAUAGUGCAUGUUUAGUUAGUGUAAGUGUAUAUAUAUCAUUUAUGUGUAUAAUGCGUUAAUCAAAUAAUUCAACCCUAUAAUAAUAACUUCCUUGUUUUGGGGGGUUUUUUUACCAUAGCGCUUCCUGUGCUAUUUUUUGAUAUUGGAAAAACCCAAAUGUUACUUAUAAUAACAUCCUAUAAACCCUUUGACUAUGGAUAGAAGCAGACGAUCCAGUAAUACAGACAUAUUAUGAGGAAUUAAUAAGCCUAGGACGACAAAAGAAUAGAAGACAAGACCAUCAACAGGAACAAAAUGGGGACGAAACACACUCGUCUGCUUAUCUUGUGUGUUACGAUUGCUAUAGAAUUGGUCCGUUUUAUUAAACAGCUAGUACUUAGCAAUACUGAAGCUGUUAUUUUUAACUCUCAUUUAAAAACUCAGUUUAGUCCAUAUCGUUUGCAUUACGUUCUCUUUGUUCUAUAUUUGGUACCUUCUCUCCUUAAAAUUACAAACGGACAUCAACCUGAUUUCAAAUGGGAAUAUUUGAAAAAGUGUGACAUAUUAAGAUUUGUACAUAGACAAGUUUUACAUGCGUUCUGUUUGGAUGAUUACAUUCGGGAUAUUCACCAAGGCAACCUAAAUCGACAUGAAUUGAUGAGACAUGAAUGGGCUAGAUUUGUUUCUUUCAACAACUUUCCACAGGCAGUAUCACAUGCUCCAUCAGGCUUGAUACUUGCAAGGGAUGGCUUUUACUAUACAGAUGUUGAUACAAUUGUUGAAUGUUUCUGCUGUAGACAAAGAUUUGAUGCAUCAAUACGAGAAAAUACAAACGUAGUGCAUUGUCAUCAUUCGGAAACUUGCGCAUUUGCACUUAACAGUAGCAAUACAAACGUUCCUGUUAAUGGCGAAAGAGAAAACCGUAGUACAUAUUCUAAUGGCAAUGUCGAACGCUUCAAUAGCUCCAUGUAUACAACAGUACAAUCACGACUGGCUUCCUACCAUAAUUGUCUUAUAGGAUUAUCGGGAAUAACCUCAAGUUUAGCAAAUGCUGGAUUUUAUCAUUCUGGCGGCACAGAUAGUCAAAUUACAUGUUUUGCAUGCGGGCUGAGACUUCCAAGACGGGAACUUGAGAACGACCCAUGGAGAAUACACGCGUUGCAUUCUCCAAACUGUCUUCACGUGAUUAGAACUAGAGGGACUGACUUUGUCCGAUCGCUUACAACUGAACAGAAUCGAUGUAGUAACCAAGCAACGGAAGAAUCAGAUGGAUUAAUUUACAUGCAUGAGGUGCAAAGACUGGUGCAAAAAGGGCAUGAUUUUGACAGGGUAAUGGAUGCAAUUCAACAGUUACGACGUCUUAAUGGAGACAGAGAAAUAUCGGCAAUGGAUAUUCUUGAAUACAUCAAUAGGACAGAGCCUAAUCUGACCGAACCUAAUGCAGACAAUUUCCUCUCCUCUGCCCUUAGACAGUUUUUCAUGAAAAAGAAAGAAGAAAAUAUGGUUACAGAAAAAGACAGGUUGCAGAACGAACUUCUCCGGCUGCAGGAUGAAGUCGUCAGAUUAAAGCGGGAAAAAGUCUGUAAAGUGUGUUUGGAGAAGGAUAUGUGCAUCGUGUUUCUACCGUGCGGUCAUCUCGUAGCUUGUGACGAUUGUGCUCCACGUGUAAAAAAAUGUCCUGUUUGUAGAGCCAUUAUCAAGGGUACUGCGAGAACAUAUUUGUCAUGACGCUGAUCCUGCUUUAGCCGAAAGUAAUCCGUCUUAACGUUCAAGUCUGAUGGACUUUAUUUAAUAUUGUUAUCCCAUAAAGUAUGAUGGUUCGUUCCAAAUUCAAACCUUGUCAAGAUCAGUUUUUAAAUUAUAUGUUAAUUUUCCAGAUAUUCAGUACGUUUUGGUUUAUUAUUAGACAAAAUCAGUUAUCUAUCCUGAACAGUGGUUAGAACAUGCAUAUGUUAAAUUAAUCAAAUUAAAACAAAAAUCUCAUUUUCUCUGUUUUGUGCCGUUUUUGACAGAUUGGAAAGAUUGUUUGUUUUAACUGUGUAAAUGUGGUUUGAAGAAUAAUUUUGUUAUAAUAAUGGCUAAAAUUUCUUUAUUAUGGUUUAAUAAGUUCAAAAAACUUUGUUUUAACUGUGUAAAUGUGGUUUGAAGAAUAAUUUUGUUAUAAUAAUGACUUAAAUUUCUUUAUUAUGGUUUAAUAAGUUCAAAAAACUUUCAUUCACCUGACCCUACCUUGAUCAAUUAUUUAUAUGCAUGCAUGUCGGCUAGUAGGUACACGCUCAUCUGGUAAUAUAAUGUUAUACUUUAUAGUUUAUAUCAUUUGUAUGCGCACAAAACGAUUGUCUCAUAAAAUAUCUUGCACGGUUUUUACCAUUUAGCACAUCUCAACAUCUUAAUGACAGAAUUGUUAAUAGAUAUUAAUUAUGAUGAAAAAAUAGACGUAACUGUAAAAGACGUGUCUUUUAUUAUGAAAGACAAGAUGUUAAUAAGGUGUCUGUUUAGUAACUGUUAAGAAUAACAUGUGUAUGUCCACAGUAAAACAAUAUGUCUGAUAAUUAUAUUAUUGCAAAGUUUGUUAACAUUGAAUGAUGAUAAGACAGGAUAUUGUUAAUUCAAUCCAUGCACCACUGGGUCGGAAUCUUCAAUAUUUCCAUGUUAAAUAAUUGCCUAGACAUUGCUGUAUUCACAAGAAUGAUUGUUGUUGUUGCUUGUAUUAUAUAUCAAGUUUAAUGUUUUCAAAUAUCACCAAUAUAUGCCGACUGUUCUGUAUGUUAAGGAAAUGUAUUUGGAUGAUGAUAACAUAAUGAUAUUAUGAAGACUAUAAUCUUCUUUAGUUAGCCGGUGCUAGAGGGCGUGAUAAAUAUUGAUUAUUUUCUUUGUUUUUCACGAACAGACUCAAUCAAACCGGGUCUGCAAUUUUAACAUAAAUGUAUGUUUCCAUUGCCUUCGAAGGAUCUCCACUUUUUAGAAUUGUUAAAAACACAAAUUUAGGUGUCAGAUGAUGUAUGAUAAUUAUUGAUGUAUGAUAAUUUUUGCUGAUUUUUCGAGGUCAAUGAAACAAAACCAUUUAGUGUUAAAGAUUGAAUACUGCUUAAGCUGGAGCUAAAGAAUGUAAGAGAUGUUGCACUUUUCGUGGGUGUUGCACACAAACAGUUUCUGCGACUUUAACUAUUUAAUUAUACCUAUAUUCGUACGAUCUCCGUUUAGUUUCAAAAGAAUUAAAAGAUAUUUUUGGAGGAAAAAAACACGAUAACAACUUGAUAAUCUUUGUUAUAUCAAACAAGAAUGUUUUAAUUCAUGUCAUGUUGUUCACAAAUGAAUAUUCGUAUGAUGUUAUAUGAAAUUCAAAUUGUCAGAUAUUGUAUUGAUUGCUUGUAUAAGUGUAUAUUGUUUCAUGAAUGUGACAAUAAAAUGAGUAAUUGAAAGUUGAAA